UCUCGCCGACAACACCAGACACCAAGAAACCACGGCCAGUCGCUUGGCCUCCUGCCCACAUGCACAGUGUGCAUUAUAGAAUGGAAUCCGCCGCCGCCAUGCAUGUUCUCUCGCCCGCGGGCGCGCGGCUCAAACCCCCCUCUUCUUCCUUCUCCUACUCGUCGGCUCAGGGAGCACCGCCGGUGCCUGCAUCCCCCGGCAGCACAUGGGCGGUAGGUUCAUGGCAUCAUGUGAUGGCAUGUGCCUGCCAUGUCUCUAAUACGGGCUGCAGGUCUCGAACCGCUUCCUUUGGCUUUGUUAGAGGUCUGCCUCCACCGCUGGGAUUCAGACGAGCGGCUGUCGUGGCCUCAGCGACGCAUGUGGAGGCCGGAAAUGGUAUUGGGUUGGUGUUGAGGGUGACACUGAACUGUGAAUUGUGCGGCCAUCAUGUGGGAGACGUCAUAGCAGUCACAUGGACGGACGGGAGUGAAGUCCGGAAAGCCAGAGGGAGCACUUACACAGGGUAUGAGAUUUGUCCACGCAAACAAGCGAUCACAUCCAUCGAGCGAGCUCCGAAGGCUUAGUACGUAAACAAUGACGUACUUCUCUCUCUCUCCCCUUUAUGAUGCAGUUGAGCACUUCCAGAUGCUAAACACAGUUGGCGAACACCAACUGAGCCCAGCCAUUAGCCCCAGCAAAAGCCCCGACAAAACACAUUCUGCUGCACAGUGUCUCCAGCCAGAAUCUAAGCGAGCCAAUGCCAGCAAGUGACAUUUAUUUUGAGCAUAAAUCCCAAUCCAGCAACGUUAUCUUCCAUCCCUCUCUACUCUCCGAUUCCUUAGUUUAUAUAUAUGCCUCCAACCUCUGUAUGUGUGUGUCUCUCUCUCUUUGCCUGCUGCACGACAAGAUAACUUGCAUUCCAUGGACAACCACAGCACCCAUGGUGUCUUCUCUUCUAAGCAUGUCAAUGCCAGCCUCGCCGAGAGAAGUCAGCGGAUAAAGAUGGCGGCAGAGAUGGGGCUCGUUCGGUCCUCCCGCGGCCGUCACUGGAGCCGCGCCCUCGGCCGGCGCCUCCUACAGAGGGAAGGGAUAACUGGCUGCGGGUGCAAGAACGCAGCACUGUCGACCUCGUCAAAUGUGUUCGAGGAUUUGGGCGUAAGGGAGAUCGAGGACGAGGCGGCGGAGAUAGGGACGCGGGUAAGAGCACUGCAGAGGUUGGUCCCUGGAGGAGAGGAGUUAGGCUUGGAGCGGCUGUUCGAGGAGACGGCCGACUACAUCGAGGCGCUGCAGGGGCAGGUGAGCGCGAUGAGGGCCAUGUCAUGCUUGCUUGAUGGGUUGGAGAGGGAGAAGAGGAUGAUGGGCAAAUGAGAGUUGUUCUUGAUAUGUUUCCUCUCUCUCUCUCUCUCUCUCUCUCUCUCACUCACUCAUAUAGGAGACAUCCAUCCAUCUCUACCCACAAGUCACCAGGAGUAAUACGUUCUUCAACCUGUGAAAUGGCUUCGUGUAUCAUGUAACAUCACAAUGCUAUAAGAAAUAAAUGAACGAAAUGAGAUGUUGAUGA
Molecule: messenger RNA, 1540 nt
Organism: Musa acuminata AAA Group (dessert banana)
Lineage: Eukaryota; Viridiplantae; Streptophyta; Magnoliopsida; Zingiberales; Musaceae
Product: transcription factor PAR1-like
Exons: 1
Coding region: 901-1347 (148 amino acids)
Biological process (GO): regulation of DNA-templated transcription
Source: RefSeq, a predicted model, not a curated record